AUGGCUUUGAGUUGUACAGCAAGAGCUUUGAAGUUUUCACUGUUCGUCUUCAAUCUCGUAUUUCUGUUAUGCGGUAUUGUUUGCGUAGGAAUUGGCACAUGGCUGAUCCUCGACAAGUACGCCAUCGACAAUAUUGCCUUUGCGACGGCACAAAUCAAGGGCUAUGAAGAGGAUGCUGGACUGAGAGAUCUAGCAACUAAACCAACGGCAGUCCGUCAAAUUGGAUACUUGCUGUUGGCAGGUGGCUUACUCGUCAUUUUUGUUGCAUUUCUGGGAUGCUGUGGAGCAGCUAAGGAAUGGCGGCCACUUCUGUGCUGUUACGCCACUUGUCUCAUGGUUAUCCUGGCGACCGAGAUUGCAGCCGCCAUUUAUGCAGCAAUGCAUAGUCACAUGUUUGAAAACGACUUUCGCGAGAUUCUUCGAGCGUCACUACGGUUAUAUAAUGGAACUGACACGAAUCCUAAGAAGAACGUCGAUGGGAUGCUGAUGAAAACGGCUUGGGAUAAACUUAUGAUAGAGAAAGACUGCUGCGGUGUUGACUCAAAAAUUGGAGAGUUUAACGAGUCUGGAUGGUUUCAACUUACAAAAGGCCGUUAUAUGUUUCCUCCGGCCUGCUGUCCUCCCGACUCCGACGGAAAGCUCACACCCAUUUGUAAUCUUAUUUCACGGCAUAGAGAUGGAUGUUACGCUAAAAUCGCCGAGUCUUUCCAAGAGCUUACAUCACAUUUCAAAGUUGUUUCGUGGACUGUGGUGUUAAUUGCUUUGAUACAGGUGUUUGGAAUAAUCGUGGGUUUCUGGCUUUGUGACUCAAUUACGUCCGAGGACGACUUAUUCUAA
Molecule: messenger RNA, 837 nt
Organism: Angiostrongylus costaricensis
Lineage: Eukaryota; Metazoa; Nematoda; Chromadorea; Rhabditida; Metastrongylidae
Source: the annotation of a GenBank genome assembly